AUGUCUCUGGUGAGACCAGCACAGCUUUCAUCAACAACACCUUAUGGAAAUCAUAAACUUUAUCCUCUCAAGGGAAGCAGUGAGGAGUCUGGUUUGUCCACUCAAAUAUUUAGCACUGAUAGGAACAGUGCAGACAUGUACACUACUGAUUCUUAUUCCAGCGAGAGUUAUGAGCAGUACUUCCUCGACUCACCUUCGGAGGAACUAAUCCAACCAUCCAGUUCUGGGAAUUCUGGGAAUUCAUUUAACCCUCGCGAUGCUUCCUACCAACUUAGAGCUGGGUCUGAUUCUUCCUUAGCUGGUGAUGACCCAUACAAGACUUAUGUAUUCAAUUCUGAACCUGAUUUCCUGGAUUUCCAAAUCCCUGAUAAUGGAGAAGAAUUCAAUGAAGACCAAAUGAAGACGAAGCUUCAGGAGCUGGAGAGAGCACUGCUCGAUGACAAUGGAGAAGAUGAUGAAGAUGGAAAUAGCCAUAGCAUGGAUAUUGAAGGUGAAUGGUCUGAUCAAGUGAAGAAUCCAAUGCUCUACGACUCGCCCAAGGAGUCUACUUCUUCAGAUUCUAACCUCAGUAGCAUUGGCAAUUGUAAAGAAGUAUGUCAGCUAUCUCCUCGGACACCCAAACGUUUGCUCUUCGAAUGUGCUAAUGCAAUCUCAGAAGGAAACAUGGAGGAAGCAUCGACUAUAAUAACUGAGCUCCGGCAGAUGGUCUCUGUCCAAGGAGAUCCUUCAUCUAGAAUUGCUGCGUACAUGGUUGAAGGUCUUGCCGCUAAAAUAGCUUCCUCUGGUAAAUACCUCUACAAAGCUCUGAAAUGCAAAGAGCCACCUUCCUCUGAUAGGCUUGCUGCAAUGCAGAUACUCUUUGAGAUUUGCCCUUGUUUUAAAUUUGGGUUCAUGGCUGCAAAUGGUGCAAUGAUUGAAGCUUUCAAAGGAGAAAAGCGAGUGCACAUAGUAGACUUUGACAUUAACCAAGGAAAUCAGUACAUAACACUGAUACAAACACUUGCAAACCAAGGAGGUAAGCUGCCUUAUCUGCGGCUGACUGGUGUCGAUGAUCCUGAGUCUGUUCAACGACCAAAUGGUGGCCUAGUCAUGAUUGGGUUGAGGCUCGAGCAGCUAGCGGAAGCUCUCAAGGUCCCCUUUGAAUUCCACACAGUGGCUUCCACAACAUCACUCGUUAGUCCAUCGAUGCUCGAUUGCAGGCCUGGGGAAGCCCUAAUCGUAAAUUUUGCCUUCCAGCUUCACCACAUGCCCGAUGAAAGUGUCUCAACUGUGAAUGAGAGAGACCAGCUGCUCCGAAUGGUUAAAAGCCUCAACCCAAAGCUUGUGACUGUCGUCGAGCAAGAUGUCAACACAAACACUACCCCCUUCCUCCCAAGGUUUGUCGAAGCUUACAACUACUACUCAGCUGUUUAUGAGUCGCUUGAUGUAACUCUUCCUAGGGAAAGCCAGGAUCGGAUCAAUGUCGAGAGGCAGUGUCUGGCUAGAGACAUAGUUAAUGUAGUAGCAUGCGAGGGUAAGGAGAGGAUCGAGCGUUAUGAGGUUGCUGGGAAAUGGAGAGCAAGAAUGACGAUGGCUGGCUUCAUGCCGCGUGUAAUGGGUCCAAAUGUGGUGGACAUGAUAAGAAAGCUCAUCAAAGAGUACUGCGACAGGUACACAUUGAAAGAGGAGAUGAGCGCCCUCCAUUUUGGUUGGGAAGACAAAAGCUUGAUCUUUGCUUCAGCGUGGAGGUGA
Linum tenue is the source of this 1731-nucleotide messenger RNA. The record is from the annotation of a GenBank genome assembly. Lineage: Eukaryota; Viridiplantae; Streptophyta; Magnoliopsida; Malpighiales; Linaceae.